Neolamprologus brichardi is the source of this 547-nucleotide messenger RNA. NCBI's taxonomy places the organism in Eukaryota, Metazoa, Chordata, Actinopteri, Cichliformes, Cichlidae. The record is from RefSeq and is a predicted model, not a curated record.
AUGUGCACUGCUUGUCCUAGUGGGUCCAGAUUUGAAAAUAAUACAUGUGUGAAAUGUUCGUUUGGUUAUUCUGGUUUGGAAUGCAGUGAAAACUGGCAGCUCAUUCUGGUAAUUGUGGGCUCUGUUCUUGGGGGACUGCUGCUCAUAGCCCUCAUCCUUCUACCAAUAAUCCCUACCAUAUCCUCAAAGAAAAUCUCCAAAAACAUCAAAGAUGGAGAUAUGGAAAACCCACACAUGAACCAGGAUUUGUUCACAUUUAAAGGGUUCACUAGCCUGCCAAUUUUUUCCAAUGGUGCGCCCAAACUCCCACGAGCCACCAACUCCACCAACACCAACAGCAUAACCAACCUGGAGAUAACUUCAAACAGUCGACAAAGCCCUGUCUUUGUGAACAACAGCUCAGAGUUUUAUAGUGACCAAAAUAACACAAACCCAUACACUCAGGCUCGACGUCAGAACAACCUCUACGCUGUGAAUCGACCCCAGAUCAAACCACAUGCUCAGAGCCAAGGCUACGAUAACCCUUACUACCAGUACGACAGUGAAA